This is a messenger RNA of Conger conger (European conger), 1622 nucleotides long. It is a transcript of the gene sgf29, whose product is annotated as SAGA complex associated factor 29. Gene Ontology annotation, cellular component: SAGA complex. Lineage: Eukaryota; Metazoa; Chordata; Actinopteri; Anguilliformes; Congridae. The transcript is spliced from 10 exons. The record is from RefSeq and is a predicted model, not a curated record. Bases 304 to 1185 code for a protein of 293 amino acids.
UCGAUAUUUAUACAUUCUGGACAAUGGAGAGGUUGGCUUGAAUAUUUCACAGUUGGCUCGCUCGAGAGCUGGCUAAUAAGCUAGCUAGCUAACUUCAUGGUGUCCAGUUGGUAGAUAGCUAGGUGUUUUUCCAACCGAGAACGCGGUAUUUAACUUAGCAAUAACAUGGUGAAACAUGUCUGCUGUUCGUUUAAAGACGUUCAGUAAAGAACUACAAUUGAGCCAGUAAUGAUUCAUAUUCAUGUGUUGCUGUUAUUCACUGUGCUUCGCUGACGUUAGCCAUCUAGCACAACAGUGGUCACAAUGGCUUUGGUAUCUGCAGACACCAAAAUUUCAGAGUUACUUACUGAACUGCACCAGCUUAUCAAGCAGACACAGGAGGAGCGUUCUCGCAGUGAACACAAUCUUCUCAACAUCCAGAAGACUCAUGAAAGAAUGCAGACAGAAAACAAAACCUCUCCAUAUUACAGAAGUAAGCUGAGAGGGCUCUACACCACAGCAAAGGCAGAUGCUGAGGCAGAGUGCAGUAUUCUUCGUCAUGCCUUGGACAAAAUUGCAGAGAUCAAGUCUUUACUGGAAGAAAGGAGAAUUGCGGCAAAAAUGGCGGGGGUGUACAGCGACAGCGACCCCCCCAGGAAGACCAUGAGGAGGGGAGUGCUCAUGACUCUUCUGCAGCAGUCGGCCAUGACCUUACCUCUGUGGAUAGGCAAGCCAGGAGAUAGCCCCCCUCCUCUGUGUGGGGCCAUGCCGGCCAGCAGUGACUAUGUAGCCAAGCCAGGAGACAAAGUAGCAGCCAGGGUGAAAGCAGUGGAUGGGGAUGAACAGUGGAUACUGGCAGAGGUGGUCAGCUAUAGCCACUCCACCAACAAAUAUGAAGUGGAUGACAUUGAUGAAGAAGGGAAAGAGAGACAUACACUGAGCAGGAGAAGGAUUAUACCACUGCCGCAGUGGAAGGCCAACCCAGAGACAGACCCUGAGGCACUCUUCAGUAAAGACCAGCUGGUGUUGGCCCUCUACCCUCAGACCACCUGUUUCUACAGAGCGCUCAUACAUACUCCCCCACACAGGCCCCAGGACGACUACUCUGUAUUGUUUGAAGACACUUCCUAUGCUGACGGAUACUCUCCGCCCCUCAAUGUGGCCCAGAGAUAUGUGGUGGCCUGCAAGGAGAACAAGAAGAAAUGAAGCAGAAAUGCUGUUUAAUUGGGUUAAAGGACCGGGCUUCGGCAGCUGUGAAUCUCUGGUUGAACAAGGUCUAACAUAAUAAGCCUCGGCUAAUAAUCAACAGUAAUGUAAACAGUUGGACAUUUGUAUUGGGGAAAGAACAAGCUUGUCAGCUAAGAAAACAAAAUCCUGCAAUGUUUGAAAGAACUGGGGAAAGUGAGGGCUGUUUUUCCUAGCGACACAGGCAGGAUUACCAGAGUGAUAAUGGAAAGAUUUCGGGGAGGAUGCAUGUUGAAUUUCAAUCAGCAUGGGCUUGCAUGAGUGUACCAUAUGCGCCUGCGUUAAUCAGUGCUUUUAAAUCAGGAUUUACGAUGAUGACUUGUUGGUAUCAUGGUUUGAGUUCUUAAAUAUUGUUCUGAAAUGUGGUGGAAGUGAAUGAAAAUACAUUUGUAAUAUUA